Molecule: messenger RNA, 2382 nt
Organism: Ectocarpus sp. CCAP 1310/34
Lineage: Eukaryota; Phaeophyceae; Ectocarpales; Ectocarpaceae
Source: the annotation of a GenBank genome assembly
GCACCACAUCUCCGCGCGGUGCAUAGGUGUAUGCUUGCUCUCUCGCUCUCCUUCCACAAUCAUCACGCACAUACCAGUUACGCGCGCUCUGUUUGUCCCCCUCUCUCUCCCUAAAAGCUUGCCUCUUCCGGUGUCUCUGCUGGACGCGGAUGAGGUUGGCGCGCUAAAUGGUUCGAGCACAAAUCGCUUCAACCCGGGGCGCUCCCCCCGCAGCCGCCCGAUGUACCUCAUGGGCACCGUCUAGAUUAGCGCGGGUUACCAACAGAAUGUUGCCACCGCCAUCGCCUCGCUUGAAGCGGAAUGUCCGCUGCAGGAGUCUCCAACAGGAGAUGUCUGUCACGGCCAUCCACGGUGAGAAAGACGUUACGAAGGGAGAAGCCUGCUCCAAGUUGCCGCUGAUAGUGCAAAUACGUCAACGCAAUCGACGGCGGAGCAAGCUCAUCCAAACGCUCAAGUCCCAAGGAAGGAAAGGACAAUGGAAGGAGGCUCUCACCGCAGCCAACCUUGCGAGAGAUGACGGCGUGGUCUUCGACGUCUACACGUACUCCGUGCUGAUGAGUGCUGUGGCGCGGAGCGGCCGGUGGGAGGAAGUCCUUGUUUUGUUGGAUGUGAUGCGAUCGGAAGGCGUAGCACCGGAUCAUUUCGCGUUCGGCGCGGCUGUUAAUGCCUGCGCGAAGGGCGGGCAGUGGGAGCGAGCGGUGGCGCUUCUGGAUCAGAUGCGUUCAGAAGGCCUGUCGCCGAACGUGGUCUGUUUCAACACCGCCGCGGAUGCCUGCGCGCGGGCAGGCCAAUGGGAGCGAGCGCUCCGCCUUCUCGGGGAAAUGGCGGCGGUAGGGUUAAGCCCCAACGUUACCACGUUCAGUUCGGCGGUGGCGGCAUGCGGGAACGCUGGACAGUGGGAACGGGCUCUGGACCUACUGGACCAGAUGGCGGAGGAGGGGGUGCCGCCGAAUGAAUUCACCUUCAGCGCUGCCGUUUCUGCGUGCGGGAAAGCGGGGCAGUGGCGGCCAGCACUCACCAUCUUGAGACGAAUGAGGGCAGCAGAUUGCCCUCCGAACGUCCAGACCUACACGGCGGCUAUCGAUGCGUGCGGAAAGGCGGGAGAGUGGCGGUUGGCCCAGGGUUUGCUGGCUGAGAUGCGGGGGAAGGGCGUGGCGCCGAACGUGAUAACGUUCAACUCGGCGAUAUCGGCGCUCGGGAACGGUGGGCAGUGGCAGGAGGCGUUGAAUCUCUUGAGAGACAUGCCGUCGAUGGGCGUACAGCCGAACAUGUGGAGCUACACCGCGGCGGUGACGGCCUGCGGAGAUAACAACCGGUGGGCGAGAGCCCUGGCGGUACAUGAGCAGAUGCGUUCACGGGGCAUAAGGGGUGACGAAGUGAGCUUCACGGCUGCGAUAGACGCCUGUGCUCAAGGAGGGGCGUGGGAAAUGGCGCUGGCUCUCCUAGACGAGAUGAGGGACGAAGGAAUUCCGCCAACCGUCAGAAGCUUUAGCACGGCGAUAUCGGCGUGCGGCAAGGGACAGCAGUGGGGACGCGCGGUGGCUCUGUUGCGAGAGAUGGAGGAGGUUGGGGUUUCCCCCAACGAGGUUAGCUUCAACGCUGCGAUUGACGCCUGCGGUAGGGCCGGCCAGUGGAGAGCCGCGCUCUCGCUAUUGGACAAGAUGUCCUCAGCGGGAGUGCCUCGCGGGACAAUCACCUACAACGCCGUAAUCGCUGCCUGCGGCAAAGGGAAGGAGUGGGCACGGGCCGUGUCACUGCUGCACGAGAUGCUUGCAGGACAAGCCAAGACUGACGUAGACAUGGCACCAGUGCCGAUGGCAGACGUUGUCAGUUACAGCGCCGCUAUAGACGCUUGCGUAAGGGCUGGAGAGUGGGAGGAGGCCAUCUCAUUGGUGGAGCUGCUACGGCGAGACCGGCGGCUGAAUGUCGGCACUGAAGGCGUGAGGAAUUAUCAUCCGGGGGCGCGCGGGCCAAAGCAUUUGACGCUGACGCUAGAGCACUUGGAGUGGUUCGCCACAGCGUUUGAUCGUUGUGACGAUUCGAUUUUGAGACGAAGGGCGCUGGAGCUUGUGGACGCCAUACGCGUUGAGUCCGAGCACAAAUAAAAUGUAGACGGUUGUUUUGGGGGUCUUGAAAGAUUGUGAUUUUGCGCCCAGCGUGAGAAGCUAGCAUUAGAGGAAUACAAGGCCUACCAGGCCCUUCCAAGUUGGUGUUGACAGUUUCUCGACCUUCAAGGUUGUGUGCGUCCGGAGUCUCGUAGAAAAUGUUUCCUUGAGAAGUCACUCCACGUCCAAGUUGAAGCACUGCGUGUCCACGAAGGAAGUGGGUGGAACACGGAUAAGAAAGCUAACGAUUCUGCAUAAGAGGCGGCCAUGAUGCGGU